Closterium sp. Naga37s-1 is the source of this 2542-nucleotide messenger RNA. The record is from the annotation of a GenBank genome assembly. NCBI's taxonomy places the organism in Eukaryota, Viridiplantae, Streptophyta, Zygnematophyceae, Desmidiales, Closteriaceae.
AUGUUUGUGGGUAGUCCCGGCAGUACCGGCAGCGGCCACUCCAUCCGCCUGGGGACCAACGAGGAUACGUCGCAGCACAUGCCUGUGCUCUUCCCCACCUAUGCCCAGCAGCAGCAGCACGUGCAGCAGCAGCCGCAAGAGCGUGUACCUGACGCGCGACGGGCUGCGCCGCAACCGGCGGCGCCAAUGCGGCCGGCGGCGCAGGUGAAGAUGCGGCUGGGCACCAACGAGGACUUCUCGCAGUACAUGCCGCCCAUCCACCGCGCCUCCGCCGGUCCCGCUGCGCCUCAAGCCAGCCCUUUCGGCGCGGCGGACGUGGCGUCCAUGCUGGGCGCGCGCGUCGACGCCAUGACGAUUUCGCCGGGGGGGCCGCCCAGGCGGACCAGCUUCGAGGCCAGUCCCAAGGCGAGCCGCGACGCGUUGGCGGCGGUGGAGCGCUCGCAGUCGCACGACAGUCGUGGCCUCGCGGCCGGCCUGCGCGGCAGCGCGCCAAUGGCGGGCGGCAGCCCGCGGAAGGACGGGUUGGCGCCUGGGAUGGCGGGGUCCCCAUCGUACGGCGCGCGACCCUUCCCCGAUAGAGGCGUCGGGGUGCGUUUGCCGCACCUCCACCGUCUCCAUACCCUCUCCCCCCUACUCGCUCCGUUUCUUACCCUGGCUUGCUCCCCUCCCUGGCUUGCUCCCCUCCCCGUUCCUCCUCUUUUUCUCUCUUCAGUGCGCUCUGCUCCCUUCGUCCCCCCCCUGACCUUUCCUUCUCGAACCACGCCUCCCCCAAUGCCGCCCCCUCUCCACCCGCUCCCCUCCCCCCCUCCUCCCGCUCCCCUCCCCCCCUCCUCCCGCCUCCAGUUUCCAUCCGCCGCAGGCUCUCAGGGCAUGCGCGCCGCGCCGUACGCGGCGCGUUCCGCUCAGACCAGCAGCCCGCCAGCCGCGCACGUAGCCGCGGCGAGGGGGUCGGGCGGGGGAAUGGGGUCGGGCGGGGGAAUGGCGUCGGGCGGGGGGACGGGGUGGGGCGCGGGGAGGCAGCAGCAGGCGCCGAUGCCGCUACCGGGGCGGCAGGCGUCGGGGGGGGCGGGGGGCGCGUCGUGGGACAACAUGGGCAUGAGCAUGGGGUCGAACGUGGGCCUCAGCUCGUCGUGGAGCGACUUCGACACGCGCUCCAUCGGCAGCGCGGGGGGCAGCAGCGCGCGCCUCACGGAGGGCGGGGGGGGCGCGGAGUGCCGGCAGUUCACACUGGCGCAGCUGGCGGCCGCCACCGACAACUUCAGCGACGCCAACCUGCUGGGCCGCGGCGCCUUCGGCAUGGUCAGCCCGCACUGCCUUGCCCCUCAACGCCGCCUCCCCCCCCGCACUGCCUUGCCCCUCAAUGCCGCCUCCCCCCCCGCACUGCGUUGCCCCCCAAUGCCGCCUCCCCUCCCCCUUCCAACCUUCUCCCCCCAUCACCCCCUUCUGUGUGGGGCGGCAAGGGGCGAGCUGAGAGAGUCGCUGGACGCCGCUCUCAGCCGCAAUGAACGCUCUUAUAAUACAAACAGCGCUGCCACUGCCCUCAAUGGAUGCUCGCUGUGCUGCACCCCGCAUUCCUGUUUCCCUCUGCACCCUUCCGUAUCGUUUCCGCCUUGGAAAUUCUUGUUUCUCCCACCGUCCCCGUUCGAUCGCCUAUCAACGUUUCGCCCCCUGCCAAGCUUGGCUCCCCCGCCCCCUGCCAAGCUUGGCUCCCCCGCCCCCUGCCAAGCUUGGCUCCCCCUCCCCCUGCCAAGCUUGGCUCCCCCUCCCCCUGCCAAGCUUGGCUCCCCCUCCCCCUGCCAAGCUUGGCUCCCCCUCCCCCUGCCAAGCUUGGCUCCCCCUCCCCCUGCCAAGCUUGGCUCCCCCUCCCCCUGCCAAGCUUGGCUCCCCCUCCCCCUGCCAAGCUUGGCUCCCCCUCACCCUGCCAAGCUUGGCUCCCCCUCCCCCUGCCAAGCUUGGCUCCCCCUCCCCCUUCCCAGCUUGGCUCCCCCUCCCCCUGCCAAGCUUGGCUCCCCCUCCCCCUGCCAAGCUUGGCUCCCCCGCCCCCUGCCAAGCUUGGCUCCCCCGCCCCCUGCCAAGCUUGGCUCCCCCGCCCCCUGCCAAGCUUGGCUCCCCCUCCCCCUGCCAAGCUUGGCUCCCCCGCCCCCUGCCAAGCUUGGCUCCCCCUCCCCCUGCCAAGCUUGGCUCCCCCGCCCCCUGCCAAGCUUGGCUCCCCCGCCCCCUGCCAAGCUUGGCUCCCCCUCCCCCUGCCAAGCUUGGCUCCCCCUCCCCCUGCCAAGCUUGGCUCCCCCUCCCCCUGCCAAGCUUGGCUCCCCCUCCCCCUGCCAAGCUUGGCUCCCCCUCCCCCUGCCAAGCUUGGCUCCCCCUCCCCCUGCCAAGCUUGGCUCCCCCUCCCCCUGCCAAGCGCCAGUCAUUCACCUGUUUGCCCCCAGAAUUUCCGCCCACGUUUCAUCCGGAGCCGCCCUGGAUGUGUGCGGCCACUGUAAAGGGGGCGCGGCGACAGGGGUGGUUAGGAUGGCUGUGGUGCGGCGACAGGGGUGGUUAG